This is a messenger RNA of Solanum pennellii, 958 nucleotides long. RefSeq lists its product as uncharacterized. NCBI's taxonomy places the organism in Eukaryota, Viridiplantae, Streptophyta, Magnoliopsida, Solanales, Solanaceae. The record is from RefSeq and is a predicted model, not a curated record. Bases 176 to 727 code for a protein of 183 amino acids. The transcript has 2 exons.
UAUUUUAAGAUGAAUGAAAAUAUAGCUUUAAAGUUGAUUCCGGUAAAAUCUAUAUAAGUAGAAACAAACAUCCAAAGAGAAGGUAGAGUGAAGUUAAAAAGCGAAAAUGGAAGGGGGGAAAGGGGUAUGUACUGUACAAAGUACAAACCACCAUCCAUCCAUUGUUUGAUUAGCUAUGAAUCAAAGAAGCAUCUUCUUCUUCUCCCAGAUCAUCUCCUUAUUGAAAUUUUCAUUCGCCUCCCUAUCUCUGACCGGAGAACUCUCUCUUGUGUUAGUUAACAAGCAAUGGGCUGAUCUCUUUCGCCAAGACUUGCUCUGGAAUGCUGCUCUUCUCACCACUUUUCCUCUCGCUGCUAACAGAAACAGAUGGCCAGGCCAGGCUUGUCCAAAAGGUGGUUCUUUUACGUUUUUUUUAUCACUUCAUUUGAUACAUCAAUUUUUUACUUACAUUUUCAGGAGAUAUACUGCAUUGUAUGUCUGCAAACAUAUCGGUGAAAAUUUGGAUGACGAGAUUGUUGGUCACGUUUAUUUAUUUCUCAAAGAGCAGCUUCAAAUGCCCCCUUUGUCCGGAGUACUUCAUGGAACCAUCAUAGGUGAUCCCAUAGUCCAAGGUCUUAUAAAGUCCAAUGGGAGAGUGUUUGAAAGGCUUUUCACAGACUUCCGCGACUGCUUGAAUCAUGUGGAGUACUCUCAUCUGCCUUUCAACCAGUACCAUCUGCUUGGUUAGCAUAGAAUUACAAAUGUAAACAAGUUCAAGUGUCUGUUUUUCUCCUUUUAAAAAAAAAAUAAGAAGAAUAAUGUAAUUUUGCAAGGCAUAUAAAAAGGAACAUGCCGGACAAAGUUAUGAAUUGUAAAGACUAAUGUUUGAAAUGAAUGUCCUUAGGUUCAACCUCUCAAUUGUAGUUAGCAUUCAGAAAGAGGAGUUCGCAAAUCUUAUACACUUAACUUUAAACUGGUA